GGUUCAACGGCGGACGGAACAAAGGAGCACGUAGUAGUAGUUUUGGUCAUUUUGCCAUUUUUAAUUGUAAAGACAAAAUCAGUCAUCAUCUCUUUUCCUUUUGUCUCUAUCUAUCCUCCCUUCCGCUACAUUGAUCAUUGAAGAGCAAUGAGCAAUUAUGCAGCCGGACUCGGCAAGCCUGGCUCAGGUAAAAGGAGAUUAAAGGAUCUUUUAAAUCAACCUGAUAACCGAGUCUGCGCUGAUUGUGGCGCUUCUGAUCCUAAAUGGGCAUCAACAAAUAUCGGAGUAUUCAUUUGCUUAAAAUGUUGCGGUGUGCACAGAAGCCUCGGCACUCAUAUCUCAAAGGUUUUGUCUGUGACACUUGAUGAAUGGUCAGAAGAGGAAGUUGAUUCCAUGAUUGAAAUUGGAGGAAAUGCUUCUGCUAAUUCAAUUUACGAAGCUUUUGUACCUGAUACAUGCUCUAAGCCUGGACCUGAUGUUAGUCAUGACCAGCGUAUGAGAUUCAUUAAGGCAAAAUAUGAACUGCAAGAGUUUCUGAAGCCAAGCUUGCGGAUUAAAUCCGGGAAACGCUCAACAAAGAGUUCAGCUUUUCUUACAUCAAGUCUUUCUAGAAAGAUCAUGGAUAGUUUUAAAUCAAAUUCAUCAUCACAGAAGAUGUUUCAGGAAGGAAUGGUAGAGUUUAUUGGAUUGUUGAAAGUGACUGUUAAGAAAGGUACUAACUUAGCAAUCAGAGACUUGAUGUCAAGUGAUCCAUACGUUGACUUGAAUCUAGGGAAGCAAACACUUCAGACAACUGUUGUGAAUAGUAAUUUGAACCCGGUAUGGAAUCAAGAACUCAUGCUGUCUGUUCCGGAGAGCUAUGGCCCGGUGAAAUUGCAAGUGUAUGAUUAUGAUACAUUUUCUGCUGAUGACAUAAUGGGAGAAGCUGAUAUUGAUAUCCAACCUUUGAUAACAUCUGCAAUGGCAUUUGGAGAUCCUGAAAUGUUUGGGGAUAUGCAGAUUGGGAAAUGGCUAAAAUCGCAUGACAAUCCACUAAUAGAUGACAGUAUCAUUAACAUUGUUGAUGGGAAAGUGAAACAGGAGGUCCAGAUCAAGCUUCAGAAUGUAGAGUGUGGAGAAUUAGAGCUAGAAAUGGAAUGGCUACCACUUGACCAAUAAUUUUCAUAUAGGUCUCAUAACGUUUGUGUUUUGUAUUGAUUCAUUCUUUGUUUUAUUGUCACGUCCGUUUGUUGGAAAUUUUUCUGAACUCUUCUGUCAUAUUAUACAAACUCAUUUCAGAAGAAAAAUGUAUUUUGAAGUGUAUAAAUAACCCUAUGGAUGAUUACAAUGUUUUGAUUGAUGGAACCGAAGACUCUUCUUAUUCAAUAAUCAAUACACCAUUACUUGUUUCCUAUCAUCAUUUUGAACUCCAGUCAUUGCUUCAAAGCUUGAAACUUCCAAACAGAAACGUCUACAACAUUGUCAAAAACUUCAUCUCCCUCAUUAAUCAAAGAAGCUUACAGACUCUGCAUUGUCCCUUUGUUUUGCUGACAAGACCUAAUUUGCUUUUCGCAUUUCUUCUAAGUCAUGGGGCAAUUUACAGGCACUUGUAGUUUUCUAUCAACCUCACCGUUGUUAGUAAGCAACAAUGACCAAAAAACUCUAAACGCUAUUCACCUUUCUCAUCAACAUUACCACAUAUUUAUUCGCUUCGGAGGACUGAAAGAGUAUU
This is a messenger RNA of Camelina sativa (false flax), 1711 nucleotides long. RefSeq names its product putative ADP-ribosylation factor GTPase-activating protein AGD13. Gene Ontology annotation, molecular function: phospholipid binding; GTPase activator activity. NCBI's taxonomy places the organism in Eukaryota, Viridiplantae, Streptophyta, Magnoliopsida, Brassicales, Brassicaceae. The record is from RefSeq and is a predicted model, not a curated record.